GCGGGCCGGGGCGAUGGCGGCGGCCGGGCGGUGCUGGGGGGAGCGGGGCUCGGCCGUGGUGCAGCUGCCCCGCACGCCGCGCAUGGUGUCCGUGGAGUACCCGGGGCUGGUGCGGGAUGUCGGAGCCGUGCUGCGGACGCUGGGAGGAGAGGAAGGGGUGUCGCGGAUCUACGCCGACCCUGCCAAAAGGCUGGAGCUGUGUUUCCGCCCCAAGGACCCUUACUGCCACCCCGUGUGCGCCAAUCGCUUCCCCACCUCCACCAUGCUGCUCAAGGUGAGGAGGAGGACCAGGAGGAAUAAGACGCAGGUGGACACGGAAGAGCCAGUCCAGCCAGAAGUCCAGUUUGAAAUGGAAAUUGUUGGGAUUGUCACCACUGUUUACAAAUUUCAAGGAAUGUCUGAUUUCCAGUACCUGGCAAUGCACUCUGGUCCUGAUGGCAAACAAACCUCCAUGUAUGACAAAGUCCUAAUGCUCAAACCAGAGAAGGAAGAAUUUUUCAAUAGAGAAUUACCUCUCUACAUCCCUCCACCAAUUUUCUCACGUUUAGACACUCCUGUUGACUAUUUUUAUCGACCAGAUACCCAACACCGGGAUGGGUACAACAACCCCCAGGUGUCUGGUGAGAACCUCAUUGGCCUCAGCAGGGCCCGUCGCCCACACAACGCUAUCUUUUUGAACUUUGAUGAGGAAGAAGUCCCAACAAAACCCCUGGAUGCUGCUGUACAGACCUGGAAGAAAGUGUGCACCAAUGCUGUGGAUAGAAAGGUGGAGGAAGAGCUGAGGAAGCUCUUUGAAGUCCACCCAGUCUGGUCCCGGAAUGCAGUAAAAGCCAAUGUCAACAUCCACCCAGACAAGCUGAAACUCCUGUUGCCGUAUCUGGCCUAUUACAUGCUGGGUGUGGUGCACACCGAGGGAGGUUUCGUGGAAGGCGAGAAUAAACGGCUGGGACUCUUCGGGGACUACAUCGACAUCUUCAGAGGGAUCCCCUUUGCUGCCCCCCCAAACACUCUGGAAGACCCCCAACCUCAUCCUGGAUGGGAAGGAACGCUGAAGGCAAAAGAGUUCAAAAACCGCUGCAUGCAGAUGACACUUGCGCAAAAUGAUGUCCGAGGGAAAGAGGACUGCCUCUACCUGAACAUCUGGAUCCCUCAAGGGAAGAAAGAGGUCUCGACCAACUUGCCAGUGAUGGUGUGGAUCUACGGCGGCGCCUUCCUUGUUGGAGGGGGGCAGGGAGCCAAUUUCCUCGACAAUUACCUCUAUGAUGGCGAGGAGAUCGCCGUGCGGGGCAACGUGAUUGUGGUGACCCUGAACUACCGCGUGGGGCCCCUGGGCUUCCUGAGCACUGGAGACUCAAACAUGCCAGGGAACUAUGGGCUGAAGGACCAGCACAUGGCUAUUGCCUGGGUGAAGAGGAAUAUCAAGGCCUUCGGGGGUGACCCAGACAACAUCACCAUCUUUGGAGAGUCAGCCGGUGCCACCAGUGUCUCCCUGCAGAUACUGUCCCCAAAGAAUGCAGGCCUGUUCAAGAGAGCCAUCAGCCAGAGCGGCGUCAGCCUGUGCAGCUGGGCCAUCCAGAAGGACCCACUCUACUGGGCUAAAAGGGUUGGACAACAAGUGGGCUGCCCCAUAAGCAACACCGCAGCCCUGGCCAACUGCCUGCGUGCCAGCGACCCCAAAGCUGUGACGCUGGCCUACCACCUGCAGCUCGUCAACCUGGCCAGUCCCCUGGUUCAUACACUUGCCAUCACGCCUGUCAUCGAUGGAGACUUCCUCCCAGACAUACCAGAGAAACUCUUUGCCAACGCUGCUGACAUCGACUACAUCGCUGGGGUCAACAACAUGGACGGACACUUCUUUGCUGGCAUCGAUAUACCUGCUAUCAACCGCCCGCUGGUGAAAAUCACUGCGAGCGACGUCUAUGACUUGGUCAAAGGACUUACUGCGGACAGGGGGGAAAGAGGAGCCAACCUCACGUACAAUAUCUACACAGAGCUGUGGGGCGACAACCCAGAUCAGGAAGUCAUGAAGAGGACAGUGGUGGACCUGACUACUGACUACAUUUUCCUGAUUCCCACGCAGUGGACACUGAACCUGCACCUGCAGAAUGCCCGGAGUGGCAAGACAUACAGCUAUGUGUUCUCCCAGCCAUCUCGGAUGCCCAUCUACCCAAGCUGGGUAGGAGCAGACCACGCUGAUGACCUGCAGUACGUGUUUGGGAAACCCUUUGCCACCCCUCUAGGCUACCUGCCCAAGCACAGGACUGUCUCAGCUGCCAUGAUCGCUUAUUGGACCAAUUUUGCCAGGACAGGUGAUCCCAACACAGGGUAUUCAGAGGUGCCCAUUACCUGGCUGCCCUACACCACUGAGGGCGGUUACUACCUGGAUAUCAACAACAACUUAAACUACGAUUCCGUGAAGCAGAAUCUGAGAGCCCCAUUCGUGAACUACUGGAACGCCGUCUAUCUGAAACUGCCGCAGGUUGCCACCACCCAGUAAACCGUGGAGCUGCUGAGAAACUACGGAAAAACACCUCGUAAAGACAGACUUAGUUCAUUAAAGGCUUGCUUGUAACUGAG
This is a messenger RNA of Cygnus atratus (black swan), 2577 nucleotides long. RefSeq names its product general transcription factor IIIC subunit 5 (gene GTF3C5). The transcript has 15 exons. Gene Ontology annotation, cellular component: postsynaptic specialization membrane; cell surface; synapse. Gene Ontology annotation, biological process: modulation of chemical synaptic transmission; presynaptic membrane assembly; synaptic vesicle endocytosis. The record is from RefSeq and is a predicted model, not a curated record. NCBI's taxonomy places the organism in Eukaryota, Metazoa, Chordata, Aves, Anseriformes, Anatidae. Gene Ontology annotation, molecular function: triacylglycerol lipase activity; sterol ester esterase activity; neurexin family protein binding. Bases 14 to 2497 code for a protein of 827 amino acids.